Molecule: messenger RNA, 647 nt
Organism: Caenorhabditis elegans
Lineage: Eukaryota; Metazoa; Nematoda; Chromadorea; Rhabditida; Rhabditidae
Gene: T14A8.2
Product: MS Related Protein
Exons: 2
Coding region: 12-548 (178 amino acids)
Source: RefSeq, marked reviewed
AAGUUUUCAGAAUGAGCAGCACUAAAUCAUUGAUCGUCUUGGCACUUCUUGCAAUUUCAGCACUUGCCAGUCCAAGUCUCCGACACGAGAGAGCUCCAGGACCACAGACAGAGGCAAUUGGUGAGUUUCAGAAAGAUGGAACAACUGCAGAACUCGGACCAGGAGAUGACACUCCAGCUCAAUUCGAAGAAGAAGCAUCCGGAGAAGAAGAAGAUCACCAUGAACAUCAUAUGGAAGCUUCUGGUGAAGCUCCAGUUGAUUCUUCCUCGACAGCGCCAAUGAGUUCCGAUGAGCCAAAGAUUGAAGAAACCACCGAAGAAACCACUGAAGAGACCCCAGUUCUAUCCAAAGAGCCAGAAGUUGAGGAGUCGAAGCCAAUUGAAGCUGCCACUGUUGUGAGCGCUGUUGAAGAUCAACCAUCAACAUCAGAAACUUCAUCAAGCUCUUCUGAAGAGCCAUCAACAUCUUCAGAGACUCCAGUUUCAUCAGCAACAUCAUUUGUAUCUUCUUUGUUUGUUCUUGUCUGUGUCUACCUCAUUGCCAUGUAAUUCGGGUAUCCAGAUUGAUUCCUCUGUCAUUCUGAUCAUUCGAUUUCUUGUUUUUGUAUUUACUUUUGGAAAAAUAAACGAACUUUCACUAUUUCAAAU